Molecule: messenger RNA, 2155 nt
Organism: Suillus clintonianus
Lineage: Eukaryota; Fungi; Basidiomycota; Agaricomycetes; Boletales; Suillaceae
Product: AMP binding protein
Exons: 9
Coding region: 137-1924 (595 amino acids)
Biological process (GO): secondary metabolic process
Molecular function (GO): CoA-ligase activity
Source: RefSeq, a predicted model, not a curated record
AAGCUCGCGAUCCGCUAGAAACGUGCAUCUUUGCACUAGUGUAGUGCUAUCCCAAACGGGAACCCUUUUAUCACGGAGCUCUAGUUGGUAAAGCAGCCCCAGUUUCACUCCCACCCUGAGCACAACGAACAACACGAUGACGGACACCAUUUACACGUCGUCCUACCCGUCUGUCCCUAUCUGUCGUCGUUCUAUCUUCACUCAUAUUCUUGGUGUCUCCCCGUCUUCUCCAGGCACAGUCGGUGGCUUCCCUGCCUCAUCUCCCGCGUUCAUAGAUGCCCUUUCCGGUACAACAAUUUCUCGAGGAAAACUUCGCUCAUAUGCUCUUCAGUUUGCAUUCUCUCUUCACAAUCUUCCAUCACCGUUGGAGAACCGCACAAAGACAGUACUCAUUUUCUCUCCCAAUUCAAUCACAUGGCCUGUCAUGAUGCUUGGCGCGGUGGCCGCUGGCUUCAGCGCGACGCUUGCAAACAGCGCAUACACGCCAGAUGAACUUAAAUAUCAAUACAUUGACGCAGGAGCUCAUCUGAUAUUCGUCCACCCUUCGCUGGUUGGCACAGCCCGGACUAUGCUAAGAUCCCUUGGGUGCUCUGAGCAGGACAUACGGAGCCGUGUCAUCGUGGCUGGAGCUCAUUGGGUCACGGGUGCUAAAGACGCAUCUGUCCCGGAUGCCGAGCUGAAAGGCCUUAUGACUAUAGCUCAAUUACUUGAACGCGGCGAGCUCAAAGAAGAAGUCAGCUUCGACGGCGAACGCUCAAAUGAAACCGUAUAUCUCUGUUACUCUUCUGGCACAACAGGUCAACCAAAGGGUGUCGAGACCACACAUUACAAUCUCAUAUCUGUCCUCGAGAUAAUCAAACCUGUCUGGCCUCAAUCCAAGCCAUGCCUUACUCCCUUCAUUCCUGAACAAGGCGGUGUAGACGUGCUCUUUGGGUGUCUGCCCUUUUACCACAUUUAUGGCGGAGUCAAGCUUCUCCAUAUGCCGUUAUUCCUAGGCGCACCUGCGGUUGUCAUGGCAGGGUUUGACCCCGAUGACUUCUGUGCCGCAAUCGCAAGAUACCGCGUGACGGUUGGCUUUGUAGUCCCUCCGAUGCUAGUAGUAUUUGCGAGACACCCAGCUAUUCAGAAACAUGACCUCACCUCCCUCGAGAUUCUCUUCUCAGGUGCCGCACCCCUUGGCGCUGAGCUUGUCUCAACCGUGAUGAAGCGCAUGAAAGGCAUUGGUGCAAAUGUGAAUAUUCCUCAAGGUUAUGGCCUUACAGAAACCUCACCGACGGUGUUCCUUCUCCCUAUUCCCGACGCCAGCAGUCAUAUCGGAGCGGCAGGAGUACUACUUCCAAACUUGGAGGUCAGGCUGGUUGGCGAGGCUGAAGGCGAAGCACACACGGAUAUCCCAGGCGCGGGUGAAGUAUGGGUGAGAGGGCCGACGAUCAUGAAGGGAUACCUGAACAACCCCAGCGCGACCGCUGAAGCUAUUACGCCUGAUGGGUGGUUCAAGACUGGUGACAUUGGUGUGCGGGACAAGGAUGGGUUUUUCACAAUUGUGGACCGGAGAAAGGAGUUGAUCAAAUAUAAGGGCUUCCAAGUCGCUCCCGCCGAGCUGGAGUCAGUGCUGUUGCAGCAUGCCGAGGUCGCAGACGCAGCCGUAAUUGGGAUUGAGAGUAAGGAGGAAGCAACGGAAUUGCCUCGCGCGUAUAUAACGCCCUCUCGCCCGCUUUCCUCUCAAGAAGCGUCUUCAUUCGCACUGGGCGUCCAAGACUGGGUUUCACGACGUGUGGCACCGCACAAACGGCUGAGAGGAGGGGUUGUCAUCAUCGACAAGGUGCCGAAAAGUGCUGCUGGAAAGAUCCUUCGUCGUGAACUUCGCGAGCGCGCGAAGACAGAUGUCGCGGAGGGACAACUGAUACCUCGUGCAAAGCUCUAGUCCUAGAAUGGGGUGACCGACGCCACUGCUUGCGGGGCAGGGCGAACCUAUGAUACCAAAGGGCUCUAGAGAAUGCCCAUUUAGCGCUGCUGCUAACUUACAGACUCCUUCGAAUCUUUAUUGUAUGUUUAUCAUUGGUUUUUACUGCUGGCGCUCGAGUACAUUAUAUCAUCACGUAUAUACAACCUCUAGCUCGUCUUUGCUCAUGUGGAAGUACUUGUGUUUUCGUUC